AAGAGGGCAAGAGAAGUGCAAGCAAAGCCCAUCAGGCGUUAGUCAGGCUCGAAUCCUCAUCGGUGCUGUCUGUCACCCUUUCCUCGCUGUAUCGUUUCUCAUCACCAUCACCAAACCAAGACCAGACCAGACCAGACCAGACACACGCAACACUGUUCCUUCACUCCCCUGGUCACCCCUCUCUCUCUCUCUCUCUCUCUCUCUCUCUUUCUGUGUUCCAGAGAGACCACAUAAAAAGUCGAUAGCCUUCAGGGACCGACCCUCGCCUUCUUGCAUCCUCUACCACAAAACGCAUCGAGGGCCUCCCCCCCCCUUUCUCUUGCUCGCGUAGCUCUUUGACCUCCUUCGCACCCGUCGAUUCAAUGGAAGAUCGCAAGGAGAAGAACACUCCAUGGCUAUCAGUCCCGCAAUUUGGGGACUGGGACCAGAAGGGGCAGGUUCCUGAUUACUCGCUAGACUUCUCAAAAAUAAGGGAAACGAGGAAGCAGAACAAGAGGGACGUCUCAAGAGCCAGUAUCGGGAACGAAGAGGAGCUCGCUUCUGCGAAAACCGUUGCCCCGACUGCCACCCCUGGCGACGACCACCACUACCACGAAAGUGACCACUCUCCCCCGACGAGGAGGAGCAUUCUCAGCUGCUUCAACUGUUGUGUAAAGGCUUGAGAUCGGUGCUUCUUGAGAAGAGCUUCUUCUGCGUCAAUGAUGUCGUGGGAUGUGUUGGUCCCCCCCUGCACAUGUGCAUCGUGAUUGUUUUUCGGACAGAGAUGGUCUAUGUACUUUUGAAAUUUGAUAGUGAUUGUUGUUUUCGCGUA
Messenger RNA from Syzygium oleosum, 811 nucleotides. RefSeq lists its product as uncharacterized. The transcript has 3 exons. Lineage: Eukaryota; Viridiplantae; Streptophyta; Magnoliopsida; Myrtales; Myrtaceae. The record is from RefSeq and is a predicted model, not a curated record. Bases 363 to 662 code for a protein of 99 amino acids.